UUCUUCUCUAGCUAUCAAAAUCCAAAACCCCUCAACUCUCUCUCUCUCUCUCUCUCUCUCUCUCUCUCUCUCAUGGAGUCUCUUUCCAUAGGCCUUUCAUCUUCCCCUGGUUUCCAAAUCCACCCCAAAACCCACAAACCCAACUUCAAUUCCACUCCUUCCCUACCAAACUCCAUUCCAAACUCCAAUCCCAACAAAACCCAUCUUCUUUUUUCCUCCAUGAAAACCCCUCUUCCACCCCAACCAAAACCCCUAAUCCACAAACCAAACCCAACUUUUGCAGUUCAAACCCAUUCAUUUCUCAACGGUCAUCUAAAAUCCCAUCUGUCUUUUCUUUCUAUGAGCCUCUCUUUCCCUCUUUCUUGCUUUGCUUCUGACCCUUCUGUACCCGUUGAAGAAGCAUCCAACAGAAUAAACUUGGAGUCUGUAUUGAUCGCCAUUGAUGAUUUUAACAACAGGAACCCAUUUUUUGUUGCCGGUGUCACCUUCAUUUGGCUGGUUGUGAUUCCUCUGACAGAAGAGUAUUUCCAGAAGUACAAGUUUAUUUCGGCCAUUGAUGCUUUUAGAAAGCUUCGAGAUGACCCCAGUACUCAGCUGUUGGAUAUUAGGAACAGCAAGAGUGUGCGGUUUUUGGGUUCCCCGAAUUUGAAGAUUGUGGGUAAGGCUCUGGCUCAGGUUGAGUUUCGCGAAGGAGAUGAAGAUGGGUUUGUGAAGAUGGUGUUGGAGAAGUUCCCAGAGCCGGCUAAUACCAUAAUUUGCAUUCUGGACAAUUUUGAUGGCAACUCCAUGAAAGUGGCUGAGUUAUUGUUCAAGAAUGGUUUCAAAGAAGCUUACGCGAUCCGGGGUGGAGUUAGAGGCAAGAAGGGGUGGCAAGAAAUACAGGAAACUCUUCUUCCACCUUCUGUCCAUAUCUAUCCUAAGAAGAAGGUCAAGAAAAUGUCGGAACAACUUGAGAUGAAUGGAGGAGUGAACCAGCAGACCUGAAACUAAGUAUACCUCUCCUACAUCUCUUUCCGCAGGCGGCCAAAACGAUAAGGCAGACAAACAAUAAGUAAACAAGGCUAUUGCAACUACCCAACAUGUGGAGAAUGGUUCCAAAUCAUUUUCUCUUACCCCAAAUGCACUCCCAUAUUUUCUAUUUCUCUUCCUCUGGCAGGCACAUCAGCUUGUUGGUACUUCCCAAGAAGAUAUCUUUAUAUAGUAGGUAAAAGCUGCACCUGCUACCCAUAUGAAAAGAUUGAAGAAACAUCGGGUGUGUCGUUAUCCGUGACAGUAUAUUCGAUCUUACGGUUCACUUUGGUGUCAAGUACUGUUGCAGACAAUAUGCAAAUGCUUUGGAUAAUAGAUGUUAGAUACAUUGAGUUCAACUGGUGUAAAUUUUACUACUCUAUUUUGUUCCUUGAUUAUGUAUUGGAAUACCAUGGUUUGGUAACCA
Messenger RNA from Rhododendron vialii, 1435 nucleotides. RefSeq names its product rhodanese-like domain-containing protein 4A, chloroplastic. The transcript is spliced from 3 exons. NCBI's taxonomy places the organism in Eukaryota, Viridiplantae, Streptophyta, Magnoliopsida, Ericales, Ericaceae. The record is from RefSeq and is a predicted model, not a curated record. Bases 73 to 984 code for a protein of 303 amino acids.